AUGAAUCGUCAAAAAUACGAUAUGGAUUGGCCACCGUUGCAGCCAAAUUAUCCCCGGCAACAGGCACUACCACCGCAACCACCAGGCCCUCAGAUCAUCUACAUCCAACAACACCACCCGCAGCAGUGGUGCCAGCCCUUCGGUGGAUGGGGUGGAGGAGGAUGCUGCGGAAUGAGGAGGGCUACCUACUGCCAUCGUCCUCCCUAUGGCGGCGGGUUUGGCGGAAUGGGAAUGGGGAUGCACCCCAUCGGCUCGCUGAUCGGUUCGGCUAUACGCGGUCUUCAAGGACGGCGAUCGAAGAGUGAGAGCCGGCUGAAUAGCCAACAAUACGCGCAACAACAGCAACAGCAACAACAACAGCAGCAACAGUACCAAACCACUCCGCAAAAUGUGGAGUACGUGUCGCGAUGUCCAUUUGCGGAAUGCGAGAUCGUCGGCCCGCAUUCACACCAACUUCAAGUCAACCCAACUGUACCGUAUCCGCAGCAACAACAAACCAUCUAUCCGCAGCUGUACCCUCAGCAGCAACAACAACAAAAUUACUUCGGCGAGGCCCCACCCCCAUAUCAGAAAUAUCAA
Mesorhabditis spiculigera is the source of this 579-nucleotide messenger RNA. Lineage: Eukaryota; Metazoa; Nematoda; Chromadorea; Rhabditida; Rhabditidae. The record is from the annotation of a GenBank genome assembly.